This is a messenger RNA of Acanthisitta chloris (rifleman), 1572 nucleotides long. Its product is annotated as DENN domain-containing protein 2C-like. The transcript is spliced from 7 exons. NCBI's taxonomy places the organism in Eukaryota, Metazoa, Chordata, Aves, Passeriformes, Acanthisittidae. The annotation marks the transcript as partial. The record is from RefSeq and is a predicted model, not a curated record.
AUGCACCCCACAGGGUCGGUGGACAGCAGCAGCUUCUCCCGCUCGGCCGUGCAGACCUUGUCCCGCAGCCACUGCCGAAACAUCAAGCAAAAGAUCUCCCAGUGGGAGGGCAGGACACGAGGCUGCUCCAGCAAGGAGAAACAGCAGCCAAAGGACUUUGGAGUAAAGUAUGAUCCCAGCUGCAAUGCUCUACCCAAAGUGAAGCCAGAAUGCACAGAGAAGGCCGGAAAGGCUGGCUCCAAAGAUCCAAAGAGCCUGGGUUUGGACUUCAGGGAAGAUGCACGGAGCUGCUUGCAGACUGGGGACUGUGGUGGCCUCAAGCCCUGUGUGUGCAGCCCAGCUUCAAAAGCCAGGCAGAAAGGAGAGGGGCAAGCAGGCUGCCUGGACUCUGGGGUGGCACUGCCCCCAGGGAACUUCUAUACCUCACAAGCUCUGUGGAGGAGAGCAGAUCCCCUUCUGCCUGGCAAAGCCCUUCCUGUUCCCUUGGACCAUCAGAGGAAGCAAGGGAGCUCUGGCUCCACGGAAAGAGAAGUGAAAAUCAAAGGAGUGGACUCUCUCUGCAGGGCAGAGAGGAGCUUGAAAAACAUUUACUCUGAGGUUGAGGGGCAAGAGGAGGAGCCAGCUCCUGUCCCACCACCCAAACCCCGUAGGACUUUCCGCUACCUGGCAGAAAAGGGUGUUGGUAGCUGUAGAGAUGCCAGUGCUACUAGGGAAACUCCCCUGCAAAAGCAGAGUGGAAGGGACCUGGUGUCAUCCUCCAACAAUCCUGAGAAGAAAAUAGCCAGCAGGAUGAUCAGAGGGAGAGCCCAGAGGAAAUCUUUUGAGUUUGAGGACAUCCAGGGCUUCCGCAACCGGAUGGCAACCAACAGCUCCCACAGGCUUCGAGAGGAGACAAAUGGCACUGCAGGAUCCAGGCUCACCUACACACAGUCAGAGGACAACAUCUACGAGGACAUUAUCUGUCCUGCAAAGGAGAACCCUUAUGAAGACAUCAGAGCACUGCCCUUACCCCUGUGGAAGGUCCCAUCUGUCUGGAAGCUGCCCCCAGCCCGGAGCAUCAGCAGAGCUCCCAAGCCUCCUCCAAAACCUCCCUUCCUCAGUCGCAAGACUCUUGAGCUAAAGCCCUUCCAGACAAGUUUCCAAGGGAAGAUGGUGAAGGACACCUCUCUGCCUGUCACACUGUCUGAGUGGAAGCUGUUCCGAGCUGUGGAGGCUGCUAGCAGGAGAAAGAACUUGCCCUGGCUGGUACUGAAAAUACAGGAGAUCUUUGAUUCCAAGCGUGGGAAGAAGAAGGUGAAGCUGCUCAGUCCUGCUGGGAAAGAAGUGACUCCAGUGAAAGGUGAAACCAGUGGGAAUGAGAGCGAUACGGAAAAUCAGCCAAAAAGUCGCCAGAGGUGCCCACGGCAGGUGCAGGCAGCAUCCAAGAGGAACCCACACUACCAGACUCUGGAGAGGGACCUGAUAGAGCUCCAGGAGCAGAGGCUGUUCGAGCUGUUCGUGGUGGUGUCUCUGCACAAGAAGGCCUCUGAGGUGACCUACACACCACAGAUCAUACAGCAGUUUCCCAGCAAG